This is a messenger RNA of Oxyura jamaicensis (ruddy duck), 514 nucleotides long. RefSeq names its product ATP-dependent 6-phosphofructokinase, muscle type-like. Gene Ontology annotation, molecular function: ATP binding; 6-phosphofructokinase activity; AMP binding. The record is from RefSeq and is a predicted model, not a curated record. Lineage: Eukaryota; Metazoa; Chordata; Aves; Anseriformes; Anatidae. The coding region runs from base 104 to 415 and encodes 103 amino acids. Gene Ontology annotation, cellular component: 6-phosphofructokinase complex; membrane. Gene Ontology annotation, biological process: fructose 6-phosphate metabolic process; canonical glycolysis; fructose 1,6-bisphosphate metabolic process. The transcript has 3 exons.
CCCUCCCCAGGGCGCAGCUCUCCCCCCCCCGCCCCAUGGCCCGGUGCCGUUUGUCCCGCAGGGCGGCACCCCGACCCCCUUCGACAGGAAUUUCGGCACGAAGAUGGGCGCCAAGGCGGUGGCCUGGAUCACCGGGAAGAUCAAGGAGUGCUCCCGGCACGGUCGCAUCUUCGCCAACACGGCCGACUCGGCGUGCCUGCUGGGCAUGCGCAAGCGCAGCCUGGUCUUCCAGCCCGUCACCGAGCUCAAGGAGCAGACGGACUUCGAGCACCGCAUCCCCAAGGAGCAGUGGUGGCUGAAGCUGCGCCCCAUCCUGAAGAUCCUGGCCAAGUACAACAUCGAGCUGGACACCUCGGAGAAGGCGCACCUGGAGCACGUCCGGCAGAAGCGGAUCUCCCUCGAGUCCAACAUCUGAGGGGCGACCGGCGGCGCGGCGCCGGGGACCCUCGCGCUGCUUUCCCGCGGCUGGGGGCGUCCUCGGGGUAAAUUCGGGCCGGGUCAGACCCAGCGGGGC